This is a messenger RNA of Microthlaspi erraticum, 1872 nucleotides long. The record is from the annotation of a GenBank genome assembly. NCBI's taxonomy places the organism in Eukaryota, Viridiplantae, Streptophyta, Magnoliopsida, Brassicales, Brassicaceae.
AUGUUUCAUCACUUUAUCAUCGUCCACGCUUCCGAUCAAGCAAAUCACGCUUCCACUUCGGAAUCGUGCGCUUCGGUCGCGCUUCCAUCCACCUCAUUCUUGGAGUCGCGAAUCCGAGACGCUUCCGGACGCUUCCGAGCGCUUCCGCUUCCGAUUCCGCUUCCGGAGCGAGAAACGUCUCACCUGCAGCGCUUCCAUGCUUCUGGAAGAUUAAGGAAUAUAUAUAUGGAGAGUGUGAAAGCCAAAUUCAAGGGCUCUAUGAAUGAUCGAGGAACUCCUGGCAUCCUCAAAAUCAUGAAGGGGAAGCUGAUCUUCGAACCAGAUGAUCUGAAUUCAGAUUCAAAGCAUGAAGUGCAGUCUCAAGACAUCGAAAGUAGACAAUAUACAAAAGAAGGAUCACUUCCUUUGUUCAGACUCAUCAACAUACAGAAAAGGAGACACAUCUAUGAGUUUGAAAAUCACAAGAGCUUGAAUGCUUUCCGUGACUUGAUCACUAAGGCCUUUACUAUAUGUGAAGAGGAGCCGAAGAAGAAAUCAGCUGUCUUGACAUCUGCUGAGCAACUCAGUGUCGCAGACUCGGAGCUACGUGUCAAGCUUCUCAGUGAAAAUAGAGUCCUGACUGAAGAUGAAUUUUGGGCUACAAGAAAGGAAUUACUUGGUAAAGAUUCAAUAAGAAAGAAGAAACAACAGGUCGGGCUCAAGAGCUUGAUGGUUUCUGGCAUCAAACCAUCUACUGAUGGGCAGAGUAAUAGAGUGACAUUUAACAUAACCCCUGAGAUCAUUCUUCAGAUAUUUUCUGAGAAGCCGGCUGUUCGGCAAGCAUUCAUAAACUAUGUUCCAAGUAAGAUGACAGAAAAAGACUUCUGGACAAAGUAUUUUAGAGCAGAGUAUCUUCACAGCACCAAAAACGCAGCAGUAGCAUCAGCAGAAGCUGCUGAAGAUGAGUUACUCGCUGUCCUUCUGAAGCCUGAUGAGAUUGCUGCUCAGGAAAUUCGUCGAAAGGUUAGACGGUUUGAUGACAUGGUGGCUAACCAGGCUGAUGACUACAGUCAUAUUAUGUGGGAUGGCAUCAGGGAUGUUGUUGAACCAAAGAAUUAUCAGUUUAGAAGAUCGCUUGCGCAAGAUAUCAAUCGCCAUUCUGCCACUGUAUUGGAAGGCAGAAUCAUUGAUGUUGAGACAGAAGACUCGAGGACUGUCGCAGAGGCUCUCACACUGGCUAAACAAGAGAAGAAAGACGUUAAUCAGGAGAGAUUGAAGGAUCUUCAAGAACGACAAAACUUCUCGUUAAAACCGCUUUCUAUCAAGGAACCUCGUGAUUACUUUGAAUCUCAACAAGUAAACGUCCUGAAUGAACAUAGAGGAGCAAAGGAAUCAAAUAUUAGUCUCCAUGAAGCUUAUCGGUUGCUUCAAGAAUCCAUCUCUGAGGUAAGAAGUAGAGGAUUAAAUGAUCCGUUGACCAAACCUCAAGUUUCCUUAGAGGUUAUCAGUGAAUUAAACCGAAUGGUCUCAACCAACAAGAAUAAUACUACUGGGAACAGUCCGAGUGAUAGCGUCCUGGACAAGUUACCAAAAUCCAUGAAAGAUGAAUAUCUACAUCAAUGGACAUCGAUACAAGAAUUACUGAGACAUUAUUGGUCAUGUUACCCCAUAACAACCACAUAUCUUUCUACCAAGGUUGGUAAGUUGAAGGAAGCAAUGUCCAAGACUUAUUCACAACUUGAGACAAUGAAAGAGUUGGUGCAGUCUGAUCUCCGGCAUGAGUUUUCUUUACUUGUUCGUCCAGUGCAAAAGGCUCUUGACGCUGUGUUUGAACACUACGAAGCCGACUUGCAGAGAAGAAUCACUAAGAGCCAUGAAGGCAAAAUACUAUAA